Molecule: messenger RNA, 2996 nt
Organism: Acomys russatus (golden spiny mouse)
Lineage: Eukaryota; Metazoa; Chordata; Mammalia; Rodentia; Muridae
Product: scavenger receptor cysteine-rich domain-containing protein SCART1-like
Cellular component (GO): membrane
Source: RefSeq, a predicted model, not a curated record
GUUCAUCUUCUUCCUGAAGGCAGAGGCAGGUAUCUGUUCUAAGGCCAUCAGCCUGGGGAACUGUACCUACAAGGAGACCUGGCAUGGCACUGUCCUCUCUUGGGCUGUGGCCUCUGCUGCUGCUGGCCUACUGGACUCUCCCUCCUGAUCUGGCUGGCGAGAACUUCGUGAAUUUACAGAAUGGUGAUAAUAAAUGCGAAGGCCUCCUGCAUUUGCAGGAUGAUGGGCAGUCGGGCUAUAUGUGUGGGGACAGCUUGGGGACGCAGGAGGCCUUGGUGAUCUGCAGACAGCUUGGCUGCGGCUCUCUGCGUGCUUUUUCCAAGUAUAUUUUGACCCCCGAAGAGAUGAAGCCACCUUGGAUGUACAGUGCCCAGUGCCACGGUGAGGAAGCCAACCUGUGGGAGUGCAUCCUGGGAUCCUGGGGACCCAUCAGUGGCUGCAAAUGCCAGUGUGUGCUUGCUAUUAUAUGCUCAGGUGGGACCACGCGACAAAUCGAGCUAGCUGGUGGUAGCAGUCCUUGUGCUGGGGUUCUAGAGGUCAUUGGAGUUUCCGGUUUAGCCCUGAGAUGUGACUUGCACAAGGAGGAGGCUGGCGUUCUGUGCAGACAGCUGGGAUGCGGUGCUGCUUUGCAGUGGUCCAGAGCCCAUCAUGGAACGAAUGGGAAACAGAAAGAGAAGUACGGGAUAUGCCAGGGAACAGAACCUGACAUCUUACACUGCCAGGCCAAUGUGAACUUUCUAGAGCAAUGCAACCUUCCAACGUACACACAGAUUGUAUGCACAGGUCACGUGGAAGCCCAGCUGCUAGGUGGUACACACCCCUGUGAAGGACGCCUGGAGGUUCUUCGAGGACUCACCUGGGGCACCGUCUGCUAUGAUGACCUGGACCUGCCCACGGCUCAUGUGGUUUGUCGGGAGCUGGGGUGUGGCACCGCUGUAUCCAUACUCGGGAGUUCCCACUUUGGCCAUGGAUCAGGACCUGUGUGGACAGAGGCCUUUCACUGUGUGGGCAAUGAAUCACUGCUGUUCCAUUGUCUGAGGGAGCCUGGACACCAGUGUGGCCAUGAUCAGGAUGCUGCAUUAAUCUGCUCAGGGCAAAAGUUCCGACUGGUCAACGGCAGCAGUAGCUGUGAGGGCCGCGUGGAGCUUUGGGUACAGGAGUCCUGGCAGCCCCUCUGUGCUGCCCACUGGGACUUAGCAGAUGCCACGGUGCUCUGCCACCAGCUCAACUGUGGUUAUGCAGUGGCCACACCCCAAGGUGGCCAUUUUGGAAAUGUGGAAGCUCCUAUCUGGACAGAUGUGUUUCACUGUGUGGGGACAGAGCCCCACCUGCUGAGCUGCCCAGCAAGCACCUUAGGGGCCCAGACAUGUGCCCCGGGAAAUUCAGCCUCAGCUAUCUGCUCAGGUGCCCAAAAUGCACUGCGGCUGAGGGAUGGACAGAGCCACUGCGAUGGUAGAGUGGAGGUUUUCCUUGAUGGCGUAUGGGGGCGUGUGCUGGACAAUGCCUGGAACCUGUGUGAUGCUGCUGUGGUGUGCAGGCAGCUCGGGUGCGGAGAGGCACAGCAAGCCUAUGACGCUCCGGCUCCAGUCCUCAAGAAUCCUGUGGGGCUGAGCAUGGUGCACUGCUUGGGCUCUGAGACCCACCUGACCCAAUGCAACGUGUCAAUGUCUAUGCUGGUGAACGCGGGAACACUGCGGGACGCAGGUGUCAUGUGCUCUGGGAGCUUGCAUGUGCGGUUGGUAGCGGGCAAGAACCGCUGUGCUGGGCGUGUCGAAGUGUUCUAUCGGGGCACAUGGGGCACCGUAUGUGAUGAUGCCUGGGACCUGCAGGACGCCCAUGUGGUCUGCAGGCAGCUGGGCUGUGGCCACGCCCUCAGUGCCCCUGGGGCGGCUCAUUUUGGAGCAGGAACUGGGCGCAUCUGGCUGGAUGAACUGGGCUGCCUGGGCGAGGAGGCUGCUCUGUGGGAGUGCCAGUCAGGAGGCUGGGGCCAACAAGACUGCGGGCACAAGGAGGAUGCGGGCGUGGUCUGUUCAGAAUUCACUGAGGUGAGGUUGCAAGAACACAGCCAGCCAUGCACAGGACGCCUGGAAGUUUUCUACAAUGGUACCUGGGGUGGUGUCUGCCAGUCCCUGAGUGCUGCCUCCCUGAGAGUUCUGUGUGGACACCUGGGUUGUGGAUCCCAGGGGCAGCUGUUGGCCAGGCCAAGGAACUCAUCUAAGCUGGAGACUGUCUGGUUGAAGUCCAUUCAGUGUAGGGACAAGCAUGACAGGUCCUUGUGGCAAUGCCCCUCAGCGCCCUGGGACAGGCAUUCUUGCACCAGUGGAGAGGAAGCUUGGUUGGUGUGUGCAGGAAAGACAGAAGUUUCUCAGGAUAUAGAGCAGAUGUCCAACUGCUCAGCUCUUAGCUGCCCAGAGGAAGGUGCAGUUCGUGUGUUUGGGGGUGAGGAUGGCUGCUCUGGACGAGUGGAGCUCUGGCACAGAGGUUCAUGGGGCACGGUGUGUGACGACUCCUGGGACCUGGCAGAUGCAGAAGUUGUGUGCCGGCAGCUGGGCUGUGGCCCCGCCAUAGCUGCCCUGCAGAAUGCUGCCUUUGGUCCUGGUUCAGGGCCUAUAUGGCUGGAUGAAGUGGGAUGCCGAGGCAGUGAGAGGACUCUGGGAGCCUGCCAGACCGAACCAUGGGGGUACGGAGACUGCUCCACAAGGAGGAUGCCGGUGUGCGCUGCCUGGCUAUCCCUGGGACCAUGGCAUCAGGUUUUGGAGCAACAGGGCAGCCCUCAGAUGCUGUCUAUGAAUACAUUGAAACAGUCCCUAUGGAUGAAACAGCAGAGGAGCCAGCAGCAUCCCAAAAGUCCAGUGCAGGAUGAGGAUUAUGAUGAUGCAGAAGAGCUCAAGGACAGCCCUGGGGAAGAUGUGGAGGCUAGGCAACUGCUGAGCCUGAUUGGUGUGUACCUCUGUUCCCUGAGUCUGGAGCAUCCUUUGGCUGUUCUGCUCUCAUAA